Messenger RNA from Leishmania mexicana MHOM/GT/2001/U1103, 249 nucleotides. RefSeq lists its product as hypothetical. The transcript has a single exon. Bases 1 to 249 code for a protein of 82 amino acids. NCBI's taxonomy places the organism in Eukaryota, Euglenozoa, Kinetoplastea, Trypanosomatida, Trypanosomatidae. The record is from RefSeq and is a predicted model, not a curated record.
AUGUACCCCCUUUCCCGAUGCGCAGUCGCGCGCACUCAUUAUCCCUCACACACCGUCAGUGCUUCUCUUGGUCUGGCGGCGCCUCACGUCACCAACUCGUUGCGGAAGUUGCUAAGCCAACAAGUGGCGUGCAGCUUUGCAGUUGGCAUUAUGGCGGCUCCCUUGAUACUGAAGGGUUCGCUGCAGCCCUCUGCCUCAGCUACUACGUGCAUGGCCCCGUUUCAUAUCGACAGUCGGAUGAAAGACUGA